AGUUUCCAUCAUUCGUUUAAGCUAUGAGGUUUUACUUUAGCAGUCUACUAGCCGUAAUCUUUGGCGUCAUUUGUUCAGAAAGUGCUGACAUAAACGACCCUCAUUAUGAGGCCGAUAGACGUUUUAUACUUGACAUCUUUCAUAAUCCCUCUGUAAAUAACUCCACCAGGGAAAGAAACAUUCCGGAACUGAUUGCUUUUUAUCGUCGCUACCCCAAUGAUGUUCAUCUAUCCGAUGUCGACAAACAGCAAUUUGAGAGGUUCAUCUUUGAAUACAACGAAUCGAGAAAUGUUUUGAUUGAUGGAGUACCGCCACAGGGAGGAAUAAUUGGAUCUAUAUUUGGAAAUUUUUUAGGCAGACUCGGAUAUAAAUAUUUUGAGUGUCUGUUUAAUAAAAAAAGAGAUGAGAUAAAAGUGGCACCAGUUUAACUGAACUUCAAUUUAAACAACGAAUGAUAUUCAUCAAAAUCUUAAUAAAUCGUUUUCUAAAACUCUUUGUAGAUUAA
Drosophila rhopaloa is the source of this 505-nucleotide messenger RNA. Its product is annotated as protein Turandot X. The transcript has a single exon. Bases 24 to 428 code for a protein of 134 amino acids. NCBI's taxonomy places the organism in Eukaryota, Metazoa, Arthropoda, Insecta, Diptera, Drosophilidae. Gene Ontology annotation, biological process: immune system process. The record is from RefSeq and is a predicted model, not a curated record.